Messenger RNA from Stomoxys calcitrans (stable fly), 1064 nucleotides. RefSeq lists its product as uncharacterized. NCBI's taxonomy places the organism in Eukaryota, Metazoa, Arthropoda, Insecta, Diptera, Muscidae. Bases 212 to 1057 code for a protein of 281 amino acids. The transcript has 3 exons. The record is from RefSeq and is a predicted model, not a curated record.
UUCAUUUUUGUGAUUUUCGCCAUCGCACCGUCAGCUCGAUUGAUUAUUAAAAAAAAGCUAAGUUUAUACUACACAAAUAUAUCCACAAAUAUAUCCAAAUCACUUCAUAGUUUUUGUUGUUAUUCGAUUAAAAAUCAGUUGUAUUCUUUUAUAUACUGCGCUGCCAGCAAGUUUUUCUUUCCAUUUCUUCAAGAAAUCCACGUAAAUUACUAUGUCUACAAAAAGUGCCUUUAGGUUAAAUCGCAGGAAAAGACGUCUACCAUUAAAUUUGGCUCGCCAAUACGAAAGAGAAAGGCGCAUACAAAACGGUGGUAUAGGUGUAAACAGAAAAAGCAACCGUAGGAAAGUAAAUAGAAGAUCCAAAGAUUUUGAAGUAUCCGAAUUGGACGCUCUAAUCUACGCCAGUGAAAUGCAAUUGAAGGAAAUAUUAGAGAAUGAGGAACUACUUUCCGACAUACCUGUAGGAUAUACACCGGAAGAACUUGAGGGUGAGAUAUCAUUGGCUCAAGGUGGUGGUACCACAAUUUAUGUUGAAAGGGAUGGACUUUCCACCUUAACAGUUGUGUUGCCCCAAGAUCAGCCGACAAUUGCUCAGCUGAAGAGAGCCAUAGCUGUGGUUUCACGUGCCCAACUGAGAAGAGAAUUAAGAGAACGACAAGAAGAGCGUAUGCGAAGGCGUCAAAAUGUGCUCCAACAAAGCCCCACCAUUGUGGAAGGCCUAGAGGCAAUGAGCAACACAAAAACUGAAGAGAAGAGUAGUAGCAGCAAGCAGAACUUCUCAAACAAAGCACCAUGUAUGUCAAGCAAUAUGGAGCCGAUCAAGACUGUCCAUUUAACUGGCGAGUUAGUUUGUUCCGCAACGCACAACGGUCAUCAACAUCGCCCCAGCGUUAGUUGGCGGUACCUUUGGCGAGCGUAUGCUUUAUUUAACACCGCGACAAAGUCCAUGGUAGACGAUGAAAACGGUCGCAAAUUGUUAAGCGAAUGCGGCAUCGAGAACGCUCAGACACUACGAUUUACAAAGCGCGAAAAAUAUCAAGGAAAGAAACGUCAAUAAUCGGAAU